Molecule: messenger RNA, 573 nt
Organism: Penicillium daleae
Lineage: Eukaryota; Fungi; Ascomycota; Eurotiomycetes; Eurotiales; Aspergillaceae
Product: Yae1 family protein
Exons: 1
Coding region: 1-573 (190 amino acids)
Source: RefSeq, a predicted model, not a curated record
AUGGAGUCCAAUCUUCUAGAUAGUCUUCUCGACAUUGAGGAGCAAUUCUAUAAUGAAGGCUAUAGUCUCGGUGUUGCCGAUGGCACCGAGGCGGGCUACACCGAAGGCAGCGUCUUCGCCGUCGAGAAGGGCUUUGAGAAAUUUGUGGAGAUGGGCCGAUUGUAUGGCAAGGCGCUAGUUUGGGCCCAGCGACUAGCCAAGUCUAAUCCAUCGGAGACAUCCGAACAGCCAUUGGACCAGUCGGUGGCCAGUGCCGAUGCUAUCGCUCUCGAUCCAUCCAUUUGCAAACAGAUGUCUACGCCGCCAGCACAUAGUGCCCGACUUACCAAGAAUCUCUCUACUUUGUUGGAGCUUCUUGACCCGGCCUCAUUGGAUAUGACCAACACAGAGGAAGCUGUUAACGAUGCAGAUGAGCGCUUGAAAGGCGCUGCGGUCAAGGCCAAGCUCAUCCAACGCGCAAUGGGUGAAGGCGAGGAGUCUUUGGAUGCUCGACCGGGUGCGAAAGAGGGCUCAAAGCCUGGAGAUGGAACCGGCAGCAUCGAAGACAUCAGCUCGCUGAAUGUUCGUCACUGA